This is a messenger RNA of Gadus morhua (Atlantic cod), 2610 nucleotides long. Its product is annotated as extracellular calcium-sensing receptor-like. Bases 97 to 2610 code for a protein of 837 amino acids. NCBI's taxonomy places the organism in Eukaryota, Metazoa, Chordata, Actinopteri, Gadiformes, Gadidae. Gene Ontology annotation, molecular function: G protein-coupled receptor activity. The record is from RefSeq and is a predicted model, not a curated record. Gene Ontology annotation, cellular component: plasma membrane. Gene Ontology annotation, biological process: G protein-coupled receptor signaling pathway. The transcript is spliced from 11 exons.
AAAGCUUCUUCCCAAGUUUCGUUGGUGAUGAGUGGAAGCACAGCAUAGUCCAAGAGCAGCAGCUUGCAGCUAGCACAAAAAUUAAAUCGAGAUGGAAUGCACAAGUUUGGGGAUGUUAUUCUAGGAGGGAUCUUUCCGAUAAACUAUUACACUGCAUCUUCUGAACAGUAUUUUACUACAGAGCCUAAAGAUCCAAUCUGUUAUGGCUUUGAUAUUCAAGGUUUCAGACAGGCCCAGACCAUGGCCUUUGCUGUGGAUGAAAUUAACAGAAACUCCAAACUGCUUCCUAAUAUAUCGUUGGGAUACAGCUUAUAUGAUAGCUGUGUCAAUCUAGGGAUCUCAUUCCAUGCAGCUCUGUCUAUGACCAGUGGCAGAGGAGAGCCGUUUCAAUUAAAUGAGCGCUGUUACGGGUAUCCUCCGCUGUUGGGUAUUGUGGCAGGAUCUACUUCAACGUAUACUAUUGCCAUUUCUAGUAUCCUAAGCUUGUACAGUUUACCAAUGGUCAGUUAUUUUGCCACAUGUUCUUGUCUGAGUGACAGGAGGCAGUUCCCAUCAUUCUUUAGAACUAUUCCAAGUGAUGCAUUUCAGGUGCGAGGUAUUCUCCAGAUUCUGAGGAGGUUUGGCUGGACCUGGGUUGGUCUUGUGAUCAGUGAUGACGACUACGGUCGCCACACGGCCCAAUCAUUCCAGUCAGACCUGGCCAAGUCUGGUGGAGGCUGUCUGGCUUAUCUAGAGGUUCUGCCCUGGGGACACAAUGUUGCUGAAAUAAAGGAGAUUGUUGGCAGAAUAAAGAAAUCCACAUCCCGUGUGGUUAUUGUUUUUGCACAUCCAAGCAACAUGCUUGAUCUCAUGGAAGAGGUUGUAAAACAAAAUGUGACCGGCCUACAAUGGAUUGCCAGUGAAGCCUGGAGUACAGCCAAAGUGCUCCAUACUCCCAGCUACAUGCCUUUUCUUGCAGGCACUCUGGGCAUUGCCAUCCGCCGGGGGGAAAUACCAGGACUCAGGGACUUCCUAUUGACCAUACGCCCAGACAAUGACACACUCAGCACCCAGGAAAACACCUUAGUGAAGCAGUUUUGGGAGCACAUAUUUCGGUGUAAAUUUGUAUCUGGUUGGAUGGAGAUGGAAGGUCAGACUCAAGAACGACUAUGUACAGGGAAUGAGCUUCUAAGGAAUGAAGAUACUGAAUUCUUGGACCUGUCUAACCUCAGGCCAGAGUAUAAUGCGUACAAAGCUGUAUAUGCGCUAGCACAUGCCCUACAUGAACAUCUGCAGUGUGUUCCAGGGAGUGGGCCUUUCAAAGGGCAAAGCUGUGCCCGUUUGCAGGGACUAGAGCCAUGGCAGCUUGUAUAUUAUUUGCAAAGAGUCAAUUUCACUACAGAUUUUGGGGAUCAAGUGUCAUUUGAUGCGAAUGGUGAUGUUUUACCAAUCUAUGAUGUGAUGAACUGGAGGUGGAUCUCAGACGGAAGCACAGAGGUUACAAAUGUGGGAGACGUUAAACAAAUGGCUGCAAAAGUCAUUGAUCUUAACCUUGAUGAAGACAAAAUCUUUUGGAAUUUUGAAUCAAAAAAGCCUCCCAGGUCAGUGUGUAGUGAGAGCUGUCCCCCAGGCACUCGCAUGGCCAUAAAGAAAGGUGAACCUGUCUGCUGCUUUGACUGCAUCCCCUGUUCAGAUGGAAAAAUAAGCAACGUGACAGAUUCAACCGAAUGUACAAGCUGUCCAGAGGAUUUUUGGUCCAACAUCCAGCGGGAUCAAUGUGUCCCCAAAAGCAAGGAAUUUCUUUCCUAUGUUGAACCCUUGGGAAUCUCCUUCACAACAGCAUCAUUAUUUGGAGCACUCUUAUGCACCAUUGUUUUGGGAAUAUUCACCAAUCAUCGGACCACGCCAGUGGUUAGGGCUAACAACUCAGAGCUUAGCUUCCUCAUUCUGCUGUCACUCAAAUUAUGCUUUUUGUGUUCCUUGUUUUUCAUUGGUAAACCAAGGCUGUGGACUUGCCAGUUGAGGCAUGCAGCAUUUGGGAUCAGCUUUGUUCUGUGUGUUUCGUGUAUCCUGGUGAAGACCAUGGUAGUUCUGGCAGUAUUCAAGGCCUCCAAACCAGGUGGUGACCGUGGCCUGAAGUGGUUUGGAGUAAUGCAACAGAGAGGGACUGUUGUAUUUCUGACUUUAAUACAAGCAGCAGUUUGUAUAACAUGGCUUGUGUCUUCCUCACCAGCUCCUAAUGAAAACACAGAGUACUACAGCGACAGGAUAGUAGUUGAGUGUCUAGUGGGGUCCACAGUAGGAUUUGGAGUAUUACUGGGCUAUAUUGGCUUACUGGCUAUUCUCAGUUUCCUGCUUGCAUUCUUGGCACGAAAUCUACCAGAUAACUUCAAUGAGGCCAAGUUUAUCACCUUCAGCACGCUGGUCUUCUGUGCUGUUUGGAUAGCCUUUAUCCCAGCUUAUAUUAACUCCCCUGGUAAAUAUGCCGAUGCUGUAGAGGUAUUUGCCAUUCUAGCUUCUAGUUUUGUGCUGUUACUGGCCCUAUUUGGACCAAAGUGUUACAUUAUUCUCCUUAAGCCUGAGAAAAACACAAAAAAAGCUUUAAUGGGACGAGGCUCACCAAGAUCAUAG